Molecule: messenger RNA, 3729 nt
Organism: Camelus dromedarius (Arabian camel)
Lineage: Eukaryota; Metazoa; Chordata; Mammalia; Artiodactyla; Camelidae
Gene: KIF17
Product: kinesin family member 17
Exons: 16
Coding region: 47-3229 (1060 amino acids)
Biological process (GO): microtubule-based movement; spindle elongation; mitotic spindle organization
Cellular component (GO): microtubule associated complex
Molecular function (GO): ATP binding; microtubule motor activity; microtubule binding
Source: RefSeq, a predicted model, not a curated record
CGGCGUCCACGUCCGUCCGCAAGCCGGGGACCCCCGGCGCGGCGCCAUGGCCUCGGAGUCGGUGAAGGUGGUGGUGCGUUGCCGCCCCAUGAACCAGCGGGAGCGGGAGCUCAACUGCCAGCAGGUGGUGACGGUGGACUCCGCGCGCGGCCAGUGCUUCAUCCAGAACCCGGCCGCCGUCGACCAGCCCCCCAAGCAAUUCACCUUCGACGGCGCAUACUACAUGGACCACUUUACUGAGCAGAUCUACAACGAGAUCGCCUACCCGCUGGUAGAGGGCGUCACCGAGGGCUACAAUGGCACCAUCUUUGCCUACGGCCAGACCGGUAGUGGAAAGUCCUUUACCAUGCAGGGCCUGCCGGACCCGCCCUGCCAGAGAGGCAUCAUCCCCAGGGCCUUCGAGCACAUUUUUGAAAGCGUCCAGUGUGCAGAGAAUACCAAGUUCCUGGUCCGGGCCUCCUACCUGGAGAUUUACAAUGAAGAUGUCCGGGACCUGCUGGGGGCUGACACCAAGCAGAAGCUGGAGAUGAAGGAGCACCCGGAGAAGGGGGUGUACGUGAAGGGGCUCUCCAUGCACACGGUGCACAGCGUGGCCCAGUGUGAGCACAUCAUGGAGACAGGCUGGAAGAACCGCUCGGUUGGCUACACCCUCAUGAACAAGGACUCCUCCCGCUCCCACUCCAUCUUCACCAUCAGCAUCGAGAUCUACGCGGUGGAUGAGCGGGGCAAGGACCACCUCCGGGCGGGCAAGCUGAACCUGGUGGACCUGGCGGGCAGCGAGCGGCAGUCCAAGACGGGCGCCACAGGGGAGCGGCUCAAGGAGGCCACGAAGAUCAACCUGUCGCUGUCGGCGCUGGGCAACGUCAUCUCGGCCCUGGUGGAUGGACGCUGCAAACACAUCCCUUACCGGGACUCGAAACUGACGCGGCUGCUGCAGGACUCGCUGGGCGGCAACACCAAGACGCUGAUGGUGGCCUGCCUGUCGCCCGCCAACAACAACUACGAUGAGACGCUCAGCACCCUGCGGUACGCCAACCGAGCCAAGAACAUCAAGAACAAGCCGCGCAUCAACGAGGACCCCAAGGAUGCCCUCCUGCGCGAGUACCAGGAGGAGAUCAAGAGGCUCAAGGCGAUUCUGGCCCAGCAGCUGAGCCCCAGCAACCUGUCAGCCCUGCUGAACAAUCAGGCACCCCUAAACCCUGUCCAGAUUGAGGAGAAGCCUCUGUCCCCACCUGUGAUCCAGCAUGACACAGAGGCGGAGAAGCAGCUGAUCCGGGAGGAGUACGAAGAGCGCCUGGCCCGGCUGCGGGCCGACUAUGAGGCAGAGCAGGAGUCCAGGGCCCGGCUGGAGGAGGACAUCACUGCCAUGCGCAACUCGUAUGAUGUGAGGCUGUCCACGCUGGAGGAGAACCUGCGAAAGGAGACAGAGGCUGUCCUGAAGGCAGAAGUCCUCUACAAGGCCGAGGUCAUGUCCAGGGCUGAGUUUGCCAGCAGCUCUGAGUACUCACCUGCUUUCCAGUAUGAGACAGCUGUGAAACCCGAGAUCUACUCCAUGCCUGACACUCUGCCCAGUGAGGAUGUCUUCAAGGUGGAGGUUUCUCCCAGGUUUGAGGAACUGCCCAAGGUGGAGACCCAAGUUUCUUUUGGGUCUGAAGAGUCUUCCAUGCUCAAUGAAACCUCCAUCUCUGUGGCCUUCCCUGGGCCCGGGGAGCCCUCCAGCCUGGGGUUCUCCGUGGCCGAGGUGGAGGCCCAGAGCGGAUACUUCCUGGAUGAGGAUGUCAGCCAGGAGGCCACGGAGCCCCUGUUGGAAGAGGAGCCCUUCCUCCAGGAAGAGGAGCCCCAGCUGCUGGCCCUGGAGCUGUUACCAGGCCUGCACGACCCGUUUGCUGAAGUGGAAGCCAAGCUGGCCAGGCUCUCCUCCACGGUGGCUGGGGUGGAUGUGCCCCACGCGGACGUACCCAAGGUCAGCACGCAGCGCCCCUCUCUGACAGAUCUGCUGGAGCCCCAUGACCUCAGGCCUGAAGCUGAGGCAGCUGACGACCCUCUGCCCAGGACUAAAGUACAACCAGUCAAGGGGAGUGGAAGGAAACCUUUAAAUCUACCCACGUUCAUGGAGAGAGAAAGCGAUCUGCCGGCCUCUGUACCUGAUUACUGGGAGGUUGACCUGGGCCCGGAAGUGACCGAGGAGGUGGUGUUGGCAGCAGAGCCUGGUGCAGGGGCCGAGGCUGAGGCUCAGGUGGCCUUGGAGGCUCAGCCUCAGUCCCUGCUGGCCAUGACAAGUGCAAGAAGGGACAGUGUGGGCGUGGAGGUGGCAGUGCUGACAGAUGACCUCCUGCCCAUCGUGGACCAGCAGCAGGUGCUUGCCCGCUUGCAGCUGUUGGAGCAGCAGGUGGUCGGGGGGGAGCAGGCCAAGAACAAGGACCUGAAGGAGAAGCACAGGCGGCGGAAGCGGUAUGCGGACGAGCGCAAGAAGCAGCUGGUGGCAGCCCUGCAGAACUCCGACGAGGAUAGCGGGGACUGGAUGCUGCUCAACGUCUAUGACUCCAUCCAGGAGGAAGUGAGGGCCAAGAGCAAGCUGCUGGAGAAGAUGCAGAGGAAGCUUCGGGCAGCAGAAGUGGAGAUCAAAGAUCUGCAGUCGGAGUUUGAGCUAGAGAAGAUCGAUUACUUGGCCACCAUCCGUCGGCAGGAACGUGACUUUAUGCUCUUGCAGCAGCUCUUGGAGCAGGUGCAGCCCCUGAUUCGCCGGGACUGUAACUAUAGCAACCUGGAGAAGAUAAGGCGCGAGUCCUGCUGGGAUGAGGAUAAUGGCUUCUGGAAGAUCCCCGAGCCCAUCGUCAUCAAAACCAGCCUCCCAGUAGCAGUUUCAACAGGGCCACAGAACAGACCAGCCUGCAAAACCUCUGCAGUGAACACGGGUGAACCAGGCAUGCAGGAAGAAGACCGUUACAAGCUGAUGCUCAGUCGGAGUGACAGUGAAAAUAUUGCCAGUAACUACUUCCGGUCCAAGCGGGCCAGUCAGAUCCUCAGCACGGAUCCCAUGAAGAGCCUCACACAUCACAGCUCGCCGCCAGGCCUCAGCUCCCCGCUCAGCAACCACUCUGCCAUCCCGCCCACCCAGGCCCCUGAAAUGCCCCAGCCUCGGCCCUUCCGCCUCGAGUCUCUUGACAUCCCCUUCACCAAGGCCAAGCGUAAGAAAAGCAAAAGCAGCUUUGGCAGCGAGCCUCUGUGAACACACUGCCUGCUGCCACCCUGCCUUCAGGCUUCCGUGAGAUGGCCAGGCCCUCGCAGCCCCAGCCAGGCCUCCUCCCACCUGCCCCCUAUGGUGAUCAGUGUGCCCCCAAGGGUUCCCUUCCCUGCUUCCCAGAAAGCCUACUCUGCCUGGUGCUUGAGCCCCCUUGGAGGCUGGACCAUCCUUGGAGAGACCUGCUCAGGCUCUCCGCCCACAUCAGUGUCUCCGUCUGCUCACCUGCUACAGAGCCGUAUGUGCCCACCAGUGUUGUUUUGUGCCCCGCCGGGCUCAGAAACCUUAGCUCUGCCUCAGGGCCUCCACCAGCAGCCCGACAGCUUGGGCAGCAACUUCCACAUGGAUCAAGCUCAACGUCUUGGCGAUUGAAAAUCGUGCCUCCGUCCAGUUGGCCCCACUUGGUGGGGAAGCGCGGUGGGACAGGCACAGGAGGAAUCCUAGAGCAGUUGGUCUGCGGCCCAGAGGAGGCCACUCCACAUUAAGCU